CGCCUGCGCACGGGGCCCAGCGCGUCCUCUAGGACUUACCCAGUAGGCACCGCUUCGGUCUCGGGUCAAAAUGGCGAGCAGGCCUACCGUUGCAGCAUCAAGCCGGUGGCUGGAGGGUAUUCGAAAAUGGUAUUACAAUGCUGCUGGGUUCAAUAAACUGGGGUUAAUGCGAGAUGAUACAAUACAUGAGAAUGACGACGUAAAAGAAGCCAUAAGAAGGCUUCCUGAGAACCUUUAUAACGACAGGGUGUUUCGUAUUAAGAGAGCACUGGACCUGACCAUGAGGCAGCAGAUCUUGCCUAAAGAGCAGUGGACAAAAUAUGAGGAGGAUAAAUUCUACCUUGAACCAUACUUGAAAGAGGUUAUUCGGGAAAGAAAAGAGAGAGAAGAAUGGGCAAAAAAGUAAUCAUGUAGUUGAAAUCGGGUGCAGCUGUCCUCAAAGUGUUUUUAUGAAGUUGGUUAAACCUGAAAUGUACAAUUUAGAACUGUUUGGGCUGCAAAUGUAUUAAUUUAAAUAAAUGUCUGUUAUAAUUA
This is a messenger RNA of Equus quagga, 534 nucleotides long. Its product is annotated as cytochrome b-c1 complex subunit 7. Lineage: Eukaryota; Metazoa; Chordata; Mammalia; Perissodactyla; Equidae. Bases 71 to 406 code for a protein of 111 amino acids. Gene Ontology annotation, biological process: mitochondrial electron transport, ubiquinol to cytochrome c. The record is from RefSeq and is a predicted model, not a curated record. The transcript has 4 exons.